Messenger RNA from Penicillium maclennaniae, 1758 nucleotides. RefSeq names its product putative GPI anchored endo-1,3(4)-beta-glucanase (gene eng2). Bases 1 to 1758 code for a protein of 585 amino acids. NCBI's taxonomy places the organism in Eukaryota, Fungi, Ascomycota, Eurotiomycetes, Eurotiales, Aspergillaceae. Gene Ontology annotation, biological process: glucan catabolic process. The record is from RefSeq and is a predicted model, not a curated record. Gene Ontology annotation, molecular function: hydrolase activity, hydrolyzing O-glycosyl compounds. The transcript has a single exon.
AUGGUUUAUUCAAUGUUUUCGCAAAGCGCUGGUUCGCUUUUUCUGCUUGCGCUGGCCUCAUCUGCUGCAGCCACUCUUGAUUACAAUCUGGUGGAAAAGUGGGAGGGCACGGAUUUCCUGGAUUAUUUCAACUUCCAUGUCGGAUCCGACCCCACCAAUGGAUAUGUCAACUACCUCAGCGAGGCUGACGCCAAGGAAGCAGGCCUGGUCAAAGUCACUGAUUCCGGCAGUCUUUACCUCGGUGUCGAUCACACAAACAAAGUCGCAUCCACCGCCAGCGGCCGCGAUUCAGUGCGUAUUGGCAGCAAAAAAUACUACGAUCAUUCCCUGAUCGUGGCCGAUAUCGAGCACAUGCCGGGAAGUGUUUGCGGUACCUGGCCCGCAUUCUGGUCCGUGGGUAAGAAUUGGCCAUCUGAUGGCGAAAUUGAUAUCAUCGAGGGUGUCAACCUCCAGGACCACAAUGAGAUCGUGAUGCACACUGCUGGCACGUGUAGUAUCACGGACCAGGGAAUGAGUGGCGCAGUAAAUGCUACUGGCUGUGGUGAGGACCUGGGAACGGUCGGUUGUGUUAUCGAGGGUCAGACAGGCAGCUAUGGUACUUCAUUCAACAAGCAGAGUGGUGGUGUUUACGCGAUGGAGUGGACGGAGAAAUACCUCAAAAUCUGGUUCUUCGCCCGCGGUUCCAUCCCGGCUUCAAUCACCAAUGGGAAUCCCGAUGUCAGCGAGUUUGGUACCCCCAUGGCUUUGGUCGAGGAGGGAUGCGAUGUGGCCACCAGCUUCAAGGCACAAUCAUUCAUCUUCGACACUACCUUCUGCGGUGACUGGGCUGGCGGCGUUUUUGGCGAGUCUGGCUGCCCUAUGACUAGCUCCAACCCAUUCACCAGCUGCCACAAUUACGUUGCUGAGAACCCAAGUGCCUUCGAGCAGUCGUACUGGGAAAUCAAUUCCGUCAAGAUCUACCAGACUGGCGUGAAAGGUAUCGAGAACACCUCCAAGUCAACUGCGUCCGCCACCAAAGCCAGUGCCAUUGUUGAGACUACCGAGACCUCUGUUACUCAGAAAACUGCUACUCACGUCAUCGCUGAAUCGUCCGCUAGGCUCUCUGCCGGAUCAUCUGCUGGUGAGGAGACCUCUGCGGCUGGUGCCGUGGCACCGUUGGGUGGUUCCAUCACUACCGCUUCCGCAGCAAGUCACUCAACUACCUCAGAGACUCCUGCAGCUGCAAUCACCACCGAGACACAUGGAACCACUCGCUAUAUUACUAAAUAUGUCACUACUUUCACAACUCUGUGCGAUGGCACUUCGUCCGCUCUACCCGCCGUCACGGAAUCUGCUCACUCUCAAGUCCCGGCUGCCGCGCAAACUUCUCAAGUAGUUGAUACCUCUUCCGCUGCUGUGCAGGCCCAGACUACUCCCGUCUCUACCGGAGGCGCGGAAGCCAAAGCCACCCAGGCGCCCACCACCGACCCAUUUUCGGACACAGCUUCCAAGAUCGCCACUGAGGCAAGUUCACCUCAAGCCCUUCCGACUGUCAUUCCUGGUCCUGGGUAUGACGCGAGCAUUCUUGCUUCUGCGGAUUCAGCGCAGACCUCUAAGCCUAUUAUCCCGGCUCCCACGGGCAGCUCCGUCCCUUCGGGCACCGUCUUCUCAGGCAGCUCGAGCACCGGCUACAGCCCCGUAUUUACUGGAGCAGCAGAUAAAGUAUCUGUCAAGUUCACGACAUUUGCCGCUGCUUUUGCUUUUGCCUUUUUUGCGUGA